AUGUGGUCUCGAGGCGGCGCGUCCGUGGCGCCGGUGGGAAAGCCGGCAGCUUACGGCGCGGGAGCACCUAUGGCUGCUGCAGCGGUCCCCGAGAGCCUGAAAGUUGUCAACUUUACCCUUAACUUCGACCCCCACUCUAUUGCGGUGGCGUGCCUUCGUCGCGCUUUUCUGUCCAAUCAUCGGUUACUGACGGCGGAUUUCGACCAAUCACAGCGCACGAAGGCGUGGAGGUGGGGGCCGUGGCGCUCAACGCCGUGCAGCGCCGCAACGCGCGCGUCUCUGCGGGCGACCGGGUGCCGAUGGCUGGGAGGUAAGGGGGAGGUGGGGGCCGUAGCGCUCAACUCCGUGCAGCGCCGCAACGCGCGCGUCUCUGCGGGCGACCGGGUGCCGGUGGGGAGGUUCGUUCCCCCGCCAAUUAACUUUGAGCUGCAAACCACCACUUUGGAGAUCGACUUUCACUCCAAGGGCCGAGCCAGAGCUGAGCAGCUAGACGCAGCAGAGCUAUCAAAGGAUGUGCUGAAGCGCUUUGCAGGGCAGGUGCUGACAGUGGGGCAGAAGAUCUCCUUUGAGUACCGCGGCACCAACUUUGCCCUCUCCGUCAUUCUCGUGGAGUUCCCAGCACCCGAAGGGCAGGAGGGCGCACGGGCAUUUGCGUCGACGCGCGGGCUGCUGGUGAAGCAGACGGGGAUCAUCUACGAGGCUGCUGCUGGCUCAGGCAUCAAGGUGGUGAAUCAGAUGAGGGCAGGGGGCGGCAAGGCGGCAGCGCUAUUCAAGCAGAAGGAUUUCAACUUUGAGAAGCUCGGCAUCGGCGGGCUCGAUGCUCAGUUUGCUGAUAUUUUCCGCCGAGCCUUCGCCUCCCGUGUCUUCCCACCGCACAUCAUCUCCCGCCUGGGCAUUACACACGUGAAGGGAAUGCUACUGCAUGGUCCACCUGGUACGGGCAAGACGCUGAUCGCGCGGCAGAUAGGCAAGCUUCUCAACGGCAUGGAGCCCAAGGUGGUGAACGGCCCUGAGAUCCUGGACAAGUAUGUGGGAGCAGCAGAGAAGAAUAUCCGAGAUCUGUUUGCCGAUGCUGAGAAGGACCAGAAGGAGCAUGGAGAUGAGAGUGACCUGCACAUCAUCAUCUUUGAUGAAAUCGAUGCCAUCUGUAAGAGUCGAGGGUCUGUUCGUGAUGGCACGGGGGUGCACGACAGCAUAGUCAACCAGCUGCUCACCAAGAUCGAUGGAGUCGAGUCGCUGAACAACAUUCUUCUAAUCGGCAUGACCAACCGGAAAGACAUGCUCGACGAGGCUCUGCUCAGACCUGGUCGAUUGGAGGUGCAGAUUGAAAUAGGGUUACCAGACGAGGAGGGGCGAGUGAAGAUCCUGGCCAUCCAUUCCAACAAGAUGCGCGAGAACUCCUUCAUGGGUGCUGACGUGGACCUCAACAGCCUGGCUGCACGCACCAAGAACUUCAGUGGAGCAGAGCUAGAAGGCCUGGUCAAGAGUGCAGUCUCCUUCGCCCUGUCACGGCAAACGGACCCCUCGGACCUCACCAAGGCGAUAGACGAGGACAACAUCCGAGUGACCAUGGUGGAUUUCGAAAAGGCGCUCACUGAGGUGCGGCCGGCGUACGGUGCCAACACAGAGCAGCUCAACAUGUACCGUCUGAACGGCAUGCUGCAGUCCCUAACAGCCCACCACCACAUUCUCUCCACCGCCAAGCGCCAGGUGCUGCAAGUGCGGAGCAGCGAGAGAACGCCCCUGCUGACGUGCCUGCUGGAGGGGUCGCCAGGGAGUGGAAAGACGGCUCUUGGUGCUACAAUUGCCAUGGAAAGCGGUUUCCCCUUUGUUAAGAUGAUCUCAGCAGAAACGAUGGUGGGCAUGUCAGAGCCGUCCAAAUGCUCAGCCAUAGCCAAGGUGUUUGACGAUGCGUAUAAAUCAGCCUUCAGCAUCGUCAUCUUGGACGACAUAGAGCGCCUCUUUGAGUAUGUCAGCAUCGGCCCGCGCUUCUCCAACCUCGUGCUGCAGUCACUGCUCGUGCUCGUCAAGAGGCUCCCACCUGAGGGUCACAAGCUGUACGUGAUUGCAACCACGAGCCUCCCAGAGGAUCUUCAGCAGGCCAUGCACCUCUCCUCCUCUUUCAACACUGUUCUCACCGUGCCCACGCUCUCACGCAUCGAAACCAAGGCGGCGCUGAGGGAACUGGAGGUGUUCGAAGCAGACGACAUUGACACUGCUGUGGAUGCCCUUCACUCCACAGUGGAAGAGCUGGACGUGUUUGAAGCAGACGACAUUGAUACUGCUGUGGAUGCCCUUCCCUCCACAGUGGAAGAGCUGGACGUGUUUGAAGCAGACGACAUUGAUACUGCUGUGGAUGCCCUUCCCUCCACAGUGGAAGAGUGGAAGAGGCCACUGAGGGAGCUGGACUUGUUUGAAGCAGACGACAUUGAUACUGCUGUGGAUGCCCUUCCCUCCACAGUGGAAGAGAUGACCAUCAAGAAGCUCCUCAUGUUCAUCGAGAUGGCUUCUCAGGGCUCCACUGCUCCCCAUCCAUAG
Molecule: messenger RNA, 2538 nt
Organism: Closterium sp. Naga37s-1
Lineage: Eukaryota; Viridiplantae; Streptophyta; Zygnematophyceae; Desmidiales; Closteriaceae
Source: the annotation of a GenBank genome assembly